Molecule: messenger RNA, 2106 nt
Organism: Malassezia pachydermatis
Lineage: Eukaryota; Fungi; Basidiomycota; Malasseziomycetes; Malasseziales; Malasseziaceae
Product: transcription factor
Exons: 2
Coding region: 1-2106 (701 amino acids)
Cellular component (GO): MBF transcription complex; SBF transcription complex
Molecular function (GO): transcription regulator activity; protein binding; DNA binding
Source: RefSeq, a predicted model, not a curated record
AUGCCUGCCGUGCCAGAAGGGCAGAUUUUCAAAGCGACCUACUCGGGUGUGCCCGUGUAUGAAUGCAUCAUCAAGGAUGUGGCGGUCAUGCGCCGUCGAAGCGACGCGUGGCUAAACGCGACACAGAUCCUCAAAGUCGUGGGAUUGGACAAGUCCCAACGCACACGUGUCCUCGAAAAGGAGGUCCAAAAGGGAAUACACGAGAAGGUCCAGGGUGGCUACGGCAAGUACCAAGGGACAUGGAUCCCCAUGGAUGUAGCGAUUGCGCUCGCGGAACACUAUCGCAUUCGCGAUCUACUCGAGCCGAUUAUUUCGUUUGUGCCUUCCGACAAAUCGCCGCCGCCCGCACCUAAGCAUGCUGUCGCAGCAGCCGGGCGCUUCAAAAAGACGCCCAGUGAGAUAAUGGAUCCCGUGCGAUUGCGUGCGUCGAGUGACGAAAACAGCAGCGAAAUGAUGGGCGGCGACGACUACAACGGCACUGAAGGGAGUAUCAGCCCAUCGCCCAGCGACUUGAGCAGCUCAAGUCGUACGCCCAGCCCCAUCGCUCCAGAUGCUGCGAAGCCAGAUACGUAUUAUGGUGGGUAUACGGAUCCACGGCAGGCCGCUAGCGGCGCUAUGUAUACACCGACAGGCCGCAUGGGCCAGCCAGCCUAUGCGCCAUACCGCGAUACCAUGGCGCCAUCAUACGACGAGAUGGACCCGCAAGCGCGCUAUGCGGAGAUCAUCCUGGACUACUUUAUUAGCGAGACCACGACCAUUCCUCCGCUGUUAGUGAAUCCGCCGCCUGACUUUGAUCCGAAUAUGAGCAUCGAUGAGGAUGAGCAUACAGCUCUGCACUGGGCAUGUGCCAUGGGCCGCAUUCGCGUCGUAAAGCUGCUUCUUACCGCCGGCGCCGAUGUGUUCCGUGUGAACAGCAACGGACAAACGGCGCUGAUGCGGGCGGCCAUGUUUAGCAACAACUAUGACCUGCGCAAGUUCCCGGAACUGUUCGAGCUUUUGCAUCGCAGCAUUCUCAAUAUUGACCGCAAUGACCGCACAGUGUUCCACCAUGUCGUGGACUUGGCCUUGAGCCGUGGAAAGCCACAUGCGAGUCGCUACUACUUGGAGACGAUGGUGCAUCGCUUGGCCGAGUAUGGCGAGCAGUUAGCCGACAUUUUGAAUUUCCAGGACGACGAGGGAGAGACGGCUCUUACGAUGGCCGCGCGGGCGCGAUCGAAGCGUCUGGUCAAGCUUUUACUGGAGCACGGCGCCGAUCCCAAGAUCCGGAAUCGGGAGGGCAAGAAUGCCGAAGACUAUAUUGUGGAAGACGAACGCUUCCGGGCCAGUCCUGCACGACCUGGCCAUCCGGCAGGUAUCCCGCCCAGCAACACGCCGCACUCCUCGGAGGCUGGGCAACGAGCGGCCGGCCGCUCAGUGGGCCUGGUGUCCACGUUGCUGCAUGAUUUGGCGGAUAGCUACGAUACGGAACUCUCGGUCCUCGAGAAGAAACUGACACAUGCCCAAUCGCUCCUGGUCCAAAUCCAAAGCGAGAUUGCGGAUAGCAAUCGUAUGGAAGCGUCGAUGAAGUCGGAUCAGAACACGUUGUCGUCGGCCACAUCGCUCUCUUCGCUGGAACACACGUACCUCCAAGCUCGGCACCUGAAAGACCGGACGGAGGCCGAGGCAGCCUGGUCAGAGGCGCACGCACGCGUCCAGACGGCGCGACCUGAUGGCACGCUUGGCGCGGCGCCGGAAGCGGAGGCAGCGACGCAGGCGCUGUGUGCGGCGCCGACGAACGACCUGGCGUCUGAAGUGCAGGUGACACUGGCCCAGGCGAAGGAGGCGUGGGCGCAGUACACAGCCCUGCAGCAGCAGCAUCUGACAGAGCUGCGUGACGAAGGUGCCGAUCGGACCAUGACGAUGUACCGCCGCCUCAUUGCGGCGGGCUGCGGCGGUAUUUCUACCGCCGAAGUCGAUGCGGUCGUCGGCGUGCUGAGCGAUUUGCUGGAAGAAGGAGCCGGGGCCGCCGAUACAGACGUUGCCAUGACGCCCAAAGACAAGCCUGUGACGUUGCCUACGCCGAUGGCGUCUGUAGAGUCGGCCCCUGCGCCUGUCCUGACGUCGUAG